AGAGUGGAUGAGAGUGAGUGAGAGCGCGGAGGAAGUGUGGGGUGGGGCAGGUAGAGUCGCUCCCAGUAUAAGUAGCGGCACACCACCGCGCACCGCCCAACUCGUCAGGUGUGGAGUUGAGGAAACACACAGGAACAGAGAGAGAGAGAAAGAAAGAAAGAGAGAGAGAGAGACAGAGACACAUAGAAAGAAAAAUACCGAGAGAAAAAGAGAAAUAAUCACAGGAAAAACAAAAGAGAGAGACAUACACGAGGGUGAAAGAGAAUUAAGACUUAUAAACGUAGGGUGAAAGAGAGAGAGAGAGAGAGAGAGAGAGAAGAAAUCCCUAAGUUACCCCUACAACCUUCAGAGGACUUUGUAGAAAACUAUUACCACCAUCCAAGGUUCUACUACCACUACUACCACAACUACCACAACUACUAAACCUCCUCCUGAGUCAGUAGCACAUACCUGUGACGGGUCUGUCUAUCUGUCUGUCUUUCUGUCUACCCCGCGUGUGCUGAAGCCAUGGUUUUCCGACGACAAUGAUCUGUACAAGAAACGCCAUAACCUCUUCUUGAAGUCUACCACCACCACUACUACCACCACUACCACCAACUGGCACAAGACAUCGCAGCCCCUGAUUGGUGGACAAGAAUGGUGACGUCACAUCCCAGUGGGCCAAUCCUGGUACUCGUCGUCUGCUUUUCUCUGCUCUCUCUACCCUCAGAUGGCGCCACUGUGUACGGUCUACGGCGACCACUGGACGAAGGGGGCGAGGAUUGGGGUGUAGAACCGCAGUCUCAACAGCAGAGGGAGGGCGAGAACAGCAUCUACAGCAGCAUCAGCGUGCCUAGCAGCAGUAGCGGCAGCAGUAUCACCGCCAACAGUAGGGACUUGGGGCGCCCUCCUCAGUCCAUCAUGCCAGAGAGAUUCGUCCUACUUUCUCCUGAGGAUAAUUUUUUACAAGCGUUAAUCCUCCACUCCGCCCCACCCCCUGGCGAGUCCCGACCAAUCACAGACUCGAGGCUCGGUGACGUCACCAGUUACGCCUCCCCUGAAGACUUGGACCAACUGGAACAAAAACUUCCAUCUCUGGGCCCCGCCAGACUGAACGACUGGGUACAACACCAGCAGCAGCUACAACUCUACACGAAGCAGAAGCGUCUCUCGCAGUUGUCACAAAUGCAGCAGCAAAAACAGCGUUACAUGCCUAUGGUCGGGCAGAAGGUGGCGCAGAAAAGGUGGUGGGGAGGACGCCCCCAACGUGGACAGAUAGACCGCAGAGCAUCACAGAACAAACACCUCGACUGCUUAAAGUCAUGCAUCAAGCAGGGUACUCUACACCCUAUUCAGUGCCACACCCUCUGUUAAAUGUCCGAAUGAAGAUGACAACAGUCGUGUUACUAAGACCAGCGAGGACUAAUACCCAGCUCCAUACCUCUCCUGCAACGUCUCUCUACCCCCCUACAGCACCCGGGGUGACAGGCUGACAUUGAAACAUAAUAUUGUCAUUUUUACAAAGUUGUUAAAAGAAAGUGAUUCAUUACUUUAGAACUAUAUGGAAAUGAGAUGACAAAAAAGUUGUUAAUGUGAAGUUAAAACACUUCCAAGAUGCGGCGCCACUUGCACAAGAGUUCUACUCGUAUUAUGAAACUGGUCCAUAAACUGCCAGUAAUAUCAAGUGGACAUGAGACGAAAAAACACAGACAUGUAAUCUUAGGCUGGAUAUCUUCUAUAUAUUAUAACCUCUCAGAGAUAAAAUGCAUUUAAUUAAUGAGUGAAUAGAAGAAGGAAACUUUACACUUAACAAUGAGACUUUUUGUUUCUUCUGUUUCUCUAAAAGGGCAAAGUUACUAAAGAUCCACCAGUACUACUUCACCAUUUGUUUACAGUGAGAGGGAAACGAGGCUGGUCCCUCCCUACUGUUAACAACCCCCUCUACACAUCCUCUCUCUCUCUCU
Homarus americanus (American lobster) is the source of this 1943-nucleotide messenger RNA. RefSeq lists its product as uncharacterized. The transcript has 7 exons. Bases 637 to 1353 code for a protein of 238 amino acids. Lineage: Eukaryota; Metazoa; Arthropoda; Malacostraca; Decapoda; Nephropidae. The record is from RefSeq and is a predicted model, not a curated record.